ACCAAUACAAGCAGAGUGCUCCACUUUCAUGACUCUACAAAUCCAAACAUGAAAACCCAUAAAUCAUAAUUACUAAACCUUGUCCCAACUAUCAGGAUUUGCAAACAAAGGGUCAAAGCAAUCUCAGGUUAAGGGUGUAACAUAUUGACUUUGGUUGCAUGGCGGUUAAUGUAAUCUCAGGUUAAGCUUCAGAGUCAGUAGGGCUCUUAUAGCAACAAACUAGACCUAAACCGACGUGAAAUUUGGCCUUCCGAGGCCAAAUUUCAUCCAAAUAUAGAACGUGGAAGUUGAAUCCAACAAGGAUAAGGAAUUACGGCACUUCCAGGGACCAUAACGGUUUACUAAAGAUAAGCUAGUCCCCAAGACUUCCACCGGAGCGAUUCCGGCAGUGAUUACAACCUUUUCGAGCAAAAAUGUGACCGUUAGCGCGCGGGUUCAAGUUUGCGAAAGAAUCUCAAUCACUGCCUCCCCGUGCCCCAUAUAUACUUGGGACGUCAGUCGUUCCUCCUCACCUGAUCCUUCUCCCUCUCUGGCUCAAACCCUCGUGCGAUCUUUUGCUCCUCAAUCCUCUGAUCUUCGUCUGAGAAUCUUGGGACUCCAAGAAAGGUUGCUGGGACGACAAUGCUGCCGCCGGGCUACUUGUUCAGACCGACCGACGAGGUUCUCCUCAUCGCCUACCUCAAGAACAAGCUACUUCAAUGGCCUCUUCCCUGCGACGUUAUCGUGGAGGGUGACGUCUAUGGAAGCCGCCCCCAGGACCUGGCCUUAGAAUAUCCCAUGGCAAACAAGGACUAUGAGUGGUUCUUCUUCACGUCUAACCCUCGGAAGCAUUCCGGCGCAAGCGAAACCAGUCGUGCAUCUCGGCGCGCAGGCCUGGGACGAUGGAAGGCCACGAAAGGCAUCAAGAAAGUGCUCGAUUCCAAGAAUAACACCAUUGGGUCGAAGCAGAGUUUCUGUUACAUGGAACAGAACUGGGACGGUGGCGAAGACAAAAGUAUCUGGUUGAUGGAGGAGUUCUCUAUGCAAAACCUUGAAGGGAGAGGUAGUGCUGGUGUGAUAAGGGACACAAACAAGGUGCAUAUCAUCCUAAAUAUAACUCUCAAUGUUCUUGUUUCUGUAUCUUUCUUGAUUGUAGGAAUGGAUGUUCUAACGUUGCAUCUUUGGUCCUUUCCUUGCAGCUGGAUGACUGGGUCAUCUGCAAGAUUUACUUGACUCCAAAAGCUCGCAAGGCUCACGAUGAUUUGAAACAAUUUGAUAGUGCUACAUUGGAACCCGCUGCCAAAAGAAGAAGGAUAGAGGUGCCGUACUCUUCUCCAUCUUUUCUUCUUCUUCGUCGUCUUCUUCUCCUAUUAGACUUUUUGUCUGUCUCCUUUGCUCU
This is a messenger RNA of Phoenix dactylifera (date palm), 1378 nucleotides long. NCBI's taxonomy places the organism in Eukaryota, Viridiplantae, Streptophyta, Magnoliopsida, Arecales, Arecaceae. The record is from RefSeq and is a predicted model, not a curated record.